Molecule: messenger RNA, 525 nt
Organism: Coccidioides immitis RS
Lineage: Eukaryota; Fungi; Ascomycota; Eurotiomycetes; Onygenales; Onygenaceae
Exons: 1
Coding region: 1-525 (174 amino acids)
Source: RefSeq, a predicted model, not a curated record
AUGCAUACCAACGUAGCCUUGGCCUCGUCUGCCGUUACAUACCCUCUCUUGUUACGGGCGAUCACUCCUCGCAACAGCACCACCGCUCAGUUUAUGAAAUCGCGGGAACUUCUCUCCGUGGCUCACUGUGUGUUAGUCCUUUCCGCAACACUCUACGAGCUGCAUCAACAGCGGCGGGAUUGGGACCCGCACGCCACCGCUCUGGAAUCUGAACGGCAGCCUUUGUCUGCGAAGAAAAACCAUAUCAAUAUCCUCGAGGCGAAACCGCCACUUGCGAACGCGAUUCUGGCGUUUGAGUGCGGCUACCUGAUCCAGGAUUUUGCAGUGCUUGUCUUGGGGGCACGACGAACGGCAAGCGAUGGCCGUGCGCGAUCUGUGCUGGCGCGGAACGUCAAUUGGCGGGUGUUGGGCUGGCAUCACUUGGGCGUCGUUGCUGGCCUUGGUAUGUUUCAAUGGCGUGCACAGCGCGGAGAGGCCAAGGGAGUGCUCAUUCUUCUGAUAAUGAUGUUGAUGAAUGGCUCGUGA